Theileria equi strain WA is the source of this 423-nucleotide messenger RNA. RefSeq lists its product as hypothetical. The transcript is spliced from 2 exons. Gene Ontology annotation, molecular function: ATP binding; aminoacyl-tRNA ligase activity. Bases 1 to 423 code for a protein of 140 amino acids. Gene Ontology annotation, biological process: tRNA aminoacylation for protein translation. NCBI's taxonomy places the organism in Eukaryota, Apicomplexa, Aconoidasida, Piroplasmida, Theileriidae. The record is from RefSeq and is a predicted model, not a curated record.
AUGUUAAGAAAAGCUGGGACUAAUGUAACCGGGUUCUUUGGUUCCAUGCACCAAGGAAAGGAAUUUGAUGAAGAGAUUAAAAAAGUUAAAAAGAUUGUUCUCUUUGUUGUUGCUGAAGAUUUUGACUUCAGAAGUGCUAUACUCACAACCAUUGAUGCUUUCAAAAAAUGCAGAGAACACUUUGAAGGACACCUGUCAGGAUCUGUUGUAGAGGCAGGUCAUGUCCGACUUUUGUUAGAGUCAGUUUAUUUCUUAUCUCACUUUUUGGCACCCCUUGUUCCUUUGUCUUGUGAAAAGGUAUUUUCACAAUUGGAUGCAGAGCAGAAGACUGUUAAAACACUGUCUCACAGUUUUAAUAAUUUAGUAGAGGGGACAAAAUUAGACCUAUCGCUAAAGGCAUUCUCCAAAGUAUUGCAUGAGUAG